Aspergillus chevalieri is the source of this 645-nucleotide messenger RNA. RefSeq lists its product as uncharacterized. NCBI's taxonomy places the organism in Eukaryota, Fungi, Ascomycota, Eurotiomycetes, Eurotiales, Aspergillaceae. Bases 1 to 645 code for a protein of 214 amino acids. The transcript has a single exon. The record is from RefSeq and is a predicted model, not a curated record.
AUGGCCGACAGCCUCAAUCCUUUAAGCAUUUUCACAACCCAUCCCCAAUCCCAGCGCUACAUAAAAACCACCCGCGACGAAACCGACGCUGACCAAAACGCAACCACCAUCAUCGAAACAACCUUCGACCUCACUCUGAAAAUCACAAAAUCUCCCGACGGAACACCGUCAUGCAUCGAAUCCUUCCCAUCUACAGAGCAGCCACCAUCCAAUGAAGCAAAACCGCGCCAUUACCGGAUUGACCCUGACUACGAGACGGGCUUCAUCACGCGGAGCACCAGCGAUCUGCAACCCAAUGAAGAGCGUGAUGUGACAGCAGAGCAUGUCCUUAAGACACUUCCUGAGUCGGUGCAGGAGCAGUACAAGGCGUGGGUGGAUGCGUAUAAUGGGAGCUACAAGACGAGGAUUAAGGAUACGGGUGAUGAAGAGGCGAGUGUGUUUUCGACUGCGGAAGAGGACGUUGCGUGGAGUGUGGCUGGAUACCUGUUGGUAUGGCGUCUUACUUAUGCACCUGAGGUUGGGAGUGUUCAAUAUUAUGGGGGUAAUUUGCGGUCAUUUAUCGUGGGUGAGAGGGAGUUGCCUUCUACUGUGGGCUUUCUUAAGGCUGGGGUGGAAAUUUUGAAAAGUGGAAAGCCGUCGAUGUAA